This is a messenger RNA of Syzygium oleosum, 885 nucleotides long. RefSeq names its product gluconokinase. Gene Ontology annotation, molecular function: gluconokinase activity. Lineage: Eukaryota; Viridiplantae; Streptophyta; Magnoliopsida; Myrtales; Myrtaceae. The transcript has 5 exons. The coding region runs from base 120 to 671 and encodes 183 amino acids. Gene Ontology annotation, cellular component: cytoplasm. The record is from RefSeq and is a predicted model, not a curated record.
UCGUGAACUCAUCAUCUUCGUCCAGGAUGGAACCCUUCGACUCUGACUCCCCAAUUCACGGGAAUAUGUGCUGAGCGUGAGCAAGGGCUUCAAAGGGACGAUCAUUCCUCCGACCAAGAAUGGCCUCCGUUCAGAAAGGGAGUGUUAUUGCGAUCAUGGGCGUGAGCGGUUCUGGGAAAUCCACAAUAGGACAUAUGCUAGCAGAGGUCAUGGAGUGCAGCUUUCUCGACGCUGACGACUUCCAUCCAACAUCGAAUAAAGAAAAGAUGCGUAAAGGAAUCCCUCUCUCCGAGGAAGAUCGAAUCCCGUGGCUCGAAACGCUACGGGACACCUUGCGUGAGAGCUUGCUAGACGGAAAAACUGUGGUUCUUGGCUGUUCUGCUCUGCAGAAGCAUUAUAGGGAAAUUCUGAGAUCCGCUGACCCAAAGUAUCGGUCAGGCAGCUUCUCUAGUUCAGUGAAGUUUGUAUUGUUGGAUGUGGAGGCCAAAGUUCUCACUGCCCGACUGCAGAUAAGAGCUACAGAAGGGAAGCAUUUUAUGCCGCUUUCGCUUUUGGAGUCUCAGCUGGAGUUGCUCCAGGUGGAUGAAGCGGAAGGCAUUUGGAAGGUUGAUGCUUCUUUGAGUCCGCAAGCGAUUGUGGGCAACAUUCAAGCUUUGAUUUUACAGUCCUGAGGUAACCGUCGAGUUGAUUCUGUACUUUGUAAUGCUAAGGAUUACCCUGGGCCAUCGAAUUGAGGGGUGGUUCGAUAUGCUUUAUACAUUGAGUUGGAAGGGAGAUGUGUUAAAACCAACAUAUUACUGAAUCUCUCCCGAUUGAUUGGGAAAUUUGAAAGAGAUAAUUUCGAAUAAGGAAGCAUAGAAAAGAGCUUCUGCAGUGCCUCUGGAA